Messenger RNA from Aspergillus melleus, 2016 nucleotides. RefSeq names its product copper amine oxidase. Bases 1 to 2016 code for a protein of 671 amino acids. NCBI's taxonomy places the organism in Eukaryota, Fungi, Ascomycota, Eurotiomycetes, Eurotiales, Aspergillaceae. Gene Ontology annotation, molecular function: quinone binding; primary methylamine oxidase activity; copper ion binding. Gene Ontology annotation, biological process: amine metabolic process. The record is from RefSeq and is a predicted model, not a curated record. The transcript has 4 exons.
AUGACAGGCACACUACCACAUCCUUUCGACGGCAUCACCCCUGCCGAGAUCCAAUUGGCCACCAAGAUUCUGGAAGCGGCCUUUCCGGGUGUUAAUCUGCGGUACAAGAAGAUUGAUAUCCAAGAACCGACGAAGAAGGAGGUUGUCCCUUUCAUCGAGGCCGAGAGAUUGGGCAAACCCCUUCCUCCAAGGCCAGCUCGUUUGCUGCAAGUCCUCUUUCAUCGCUUAGAUACCGGUGUCUUCUUCAAGGCAUUGUUGAAUGCUGGAACGCGGUCAAUCCUCUAUGCCAAAGAGCUGCCAAAGGAAAUUCAGGGCCCCGUCGAUGCCGACGAGAUGGUUGAAAUCGAGGCCAUGUGUCUCCAGCACCCGGCCGUCAAGGCCGAAGUGGCUAAGCUGCAACUCCCUGCCGGAAUGACGGUCUGCAAUGACCCCUGGAUCUAUGGCACCGAUGAUCCGAAGGAGCACCGUCGCUUGUUCCAAUGCUACAUGUACAUCGUGGCCACGGACCACCCCCAGAAUAAUCAUUAUUCGGUGCCCUGCAAAUUCUCUCCUGUCUUCGACGGCAUCACUAGGGAGCUUGUGCGCAUAGACUACCUCCCUGGUGGUCCUGACUUCCAGACCACGGAAACCCAACCGUGGAAGCCGGUCGAGACCAUCCAGUACGCCCAUGAUCUGCUCCAAGAGCCGCUGCGCACCGACCUGAAGCCGUACAUCGUGCAACAGCCACAGGGCGCCUCGUUCACUGUGAAAGACAAUCUGGUUUCAUGGCAGAAAUGGAAGUUUCGCGUCGGCUUCAAUAGCCGGGAGGGCCUGGUCAUUCACAACCUGACUUACGAUCAGCGCAACGUGUUCUACCGACUUUCAGUGUCUGAGAUGACUGUUCCAUACGGAGAUCCGCGCGCACCCUACCACCGCAAACAGGCAUUCGACGUCGGCGACGUCGGCUUCGGUAUCACAGCCAACCAACUAUCCCUCGGCUGCGACUGUCUCGGCCACAUCAAGUACUUCGACGGCUACCGUGCCGACGCAAAAGGCAACCCAGUUCUCCUUAAGAACGUCAUUUGCCUCCACGAGCAGGACAACGGUCUGCAAUACAAACACACAAACUACCGCACCGGCGCCGCAACAGUCGUCCGCAACCGGCAGCUUGUUGUGCAAAUGAUCUGCACUGUCGCCAACUACGAAUACAUCUUCGCGUUCAUCUUCGACCAAGCCGCCAACAUCGAGCUAGAGGUUCGCGCCACCGGUAUACUUUCCACAGUGCCCUUCGACAAUCACACCUUCGGCGCCACCGUUCCAUGGGGCACGAACGUCGGACCUGGCGUGAUGGCGCCGUACCAUCAACACAUGUUCUCGUUCCGCAUGGAUCCCGCUCUCGAUGGCUUCCAUAACACGGUCUAUUACGAAGACAGCGUGCCGAUGCCCGAGGACGAAAACAACCCGUACAACGUGGGCUACACGACGGAGCAAACGGUGCUGAAGACCAGCGGGACUGCCAACACGAGCGUGGAGCGCCACCGCGUGUUCAAGAUCCGGAAUGACUCCCACAUCAAUCCCAUCACCUACAAACCCAUCGCGUAUAAAUUGCAGACGUCGCCCGCGCAGAUGCUCCUGGCCAGUCCGCGAUCGUACGGCGUCAAGCGAGCCGGGUUCGCGACGAAGCCGAUCUGGGUGACGAAGUAUCAAGACGGUGAGCUCUACGCGGCGGGCGAAUUCACAAACCAGAGUAAGGAAAGCCAGGGCGUUGAGAAGUGGGUGGCGCGGAAGGAUUCGGUGGAGAAUGAGGACGUGGUGCUUUGGCAUACCUUCGGCCUAACCCACAACCCCCGAAUCGAAGACUUCCCCGUGAUGCCGAUGGAGCGCGUCAGCGUGAUGCUGAGACCCGACGGUUUCUUCACGAAGAAUCCCGCGCUCGAUGUUCCUCCGUCGAACCAGGCCUUCAACCAGUCGACACUGCACCCGGAGCCAGCGCGAGCAUGUUGCGCACCCGGAUCCGACCGGACGGUGAAGCUGUAA